Molecule: messenger RNA, 995 nt
Organism: Chironomus riparius
Lineage: Eukaryota; Metazoa; Arthropoda; Insecta; Diptera; Chironomidae
Source: the annotation of a GenBank genome assembly
UAAAAAGAGACAAUAAAAAUCAAAAUGUUGAAAUUAUCGAUUGCCGUUUUCCUUUGUUUGGCAUGCACUUGUUUUGCCCAAAAACAAAAUACAACGCCAGUGCCAAUUUUAAAGCAGAUUAAUCGUCAUAAUGAGGAUGGAUCUUAUAGUUAUGGUUAUGAAGCAGCUGAUGGUAGUUUCAAAAUUGAAACAAAAUCAGCAACAGGUGAAGUAAAGGGUAAAUACGGAUACGUCGAUUCUGACGGAAAUGUGCGUGAAAUUUCAUACGGAGCUGACAGAAAUGGAUUCGCCCCAACUGGAACCGACAUCAAUGUCCCACCAGCAACUAUCCAUAAUGAUCGCGAUUCACAAUAUCCAGCAUUAAAGAACGGCGAAAUUGAUGAUGGACAAUACCGUGAAGAUCCAAAUGUCUACCUAGACUCACGUUAUAACUCUAAACCAAGCAAGGCAGCAACCCAAUUUAAGCAAUUCAAACCUGCACCAGCACCUGCACAAAAUUAUAACUAUAAUAAUUAUCAAACAACACCAGCUCCAGUCUAUGAAGCUCCACAAACUCAAAGACCAGUCUUCCAAAGUAAAUUCUCAUCACCAACUCAUAACUAUUUCCAAUCACAACAGCAAUCGUAUCAAGCACCUCAACAACAAACCUAUCAAGCACCCCAACAAAACUACUAUCAAGCACCUCAAUCAAAUUACUAUCAAGCACCUCAACAGAACUAUUAUCAACCAAGGAAUAACUACAAUUCAGCCCAACAUGACAUUUUCCAAGGACAUCCAGCAUCCAAUAUCGACAUUAAUACAGGAUCUUAUUCAGUGAGCUAUAGCGGAUAAGGAACAACUGACUAGAACUGUUAAUUAUUAAGAGAUAACAAUUCUCAUGUUGAAAUUUACUGCCAAAUAAUAUUAAUUUUAUUAGAGUUUCCUGUUCAUUUCCCAGUCUACAUAUAUAUCCUCCUCAUGAUUGAAUACCAUAUCAAUGUCAUUUCUACUGCCAU